AUGGCCGCCGCGGCGCCGCCCCCCCCUGACAAGCUGGAGGGAGGAGGCGGCCCCGCCGCGCCACCAGCGCCGCCCAGCACCGGGAGAAAGCAGGGCAAAGCCGGUCUGCAAAUGAAGAGCCCAGAAAAGAAACGGCGCAAGUCAAAUACUCAGGGCCCUGCUUACUCGCACCUGACGGAGUUUGCACCACCCCCGACCCCCAUGGUGGAUCACCUGGUGGCAUCCAACCCAUUUGAGGAUGACUUUGGGGCCCCCAAGGUUGGGGGGGCAGCUCCUCCAUUCCUUGGCAGCCCUGUGCCCUUUGGUGGAUUUCGUGUUCAAGGGGGCAUGGCAGGCCAGGUGCCCCCAGGCUAUGGUGGUGGAGGCGGAGGCGGGCCUCAACCACUUCGACGACAACCACCUCCCUUCCCCCCCAAUCCAAUGGGUCCUGCCUUCAAUAUGCCCCCUCAGGGCCCUGGGUACCCACCCCCAGGUAACAUGAACUUCCCCAGCCAGCCCUUUAACCAGCCCUUGGGCCAGAACUUUAGCCCUCCCGGGGGACAAAUGAUGCCAGGCCCUGUGGGAGGGUUCGGACCCAUGAUUUCACCUACUAUGGGGCAGCCACCCAGAGGGGAGCUGGGCCCUCCUUCCCUUCCCCAACGAUUUGCCCAGCCAGGUGCUCCUUUUGGGCCCUCACCCCUUCAGCGGCCUGGUCAAGGGCUCCCAAGUCUGCCCCCCAACACGAGCCCCUUCCCUGGUCCUGACCCUGGCUUCCCUGGUCCCGGGGGAGAGGAUGGAGGGAAGCCCCUAAACCCUCCUGCAGCAACUGCCUUCCCCCAGGAGCCUCAUUCGGGCUCACCUGCUGCUGCUGUCAAUGGCAACCAGCCCAGUUUCCCCCAGAACAGUGGUGGUCGGGGUGGGGGCACCCCAGAUGCCAAUAGCUUGGCACCUCCAAAUAAGACUGGUGGGGCAUCGGGGCACCAGCCCCCUCCAGGCUUGGUGUACCCAUGUGGGGCAUGCCGGAGUGAAGUAAAUGAUGACCAGGACGCCAUUUUGUGUGAGGCAUCAUGUCAGAAGUGGUUCCAUCGAGAGUGUACUGGCAUGACAGAGAAUGCCUAUGGGCUGCUGACCACCGAAGCUUCAGCUGUCUGGGCCUGUGAUUUCUGCCUCAAGACCAAGGAGAUCCAGUCAGUCUACAUUCGAGAGGGCAUGGGGCAACUAGUGGCUGCCAAUGAUGGGUGAAUUGGGCACAUUCGGUGUGGGGCCAGGCAAUCUCCUUGAGGACCAUGGACCUUUCUCCUCUUGUGGCUCUUGGUCCCAGCUCCCUACUCAUGCUGGGAGGAGGCUAGGAGAAUGCCAAGACCUCUCUCCUUGGAACUUGCCCAUGAAGGGCUAAGAAAGAAUCCCCUGGGAGGCCAAAGCCCCAGUGAGCAGUGCCAUUCUCUGAUUGUCCAGGGUAUCUUAAAGAGGAAAGGAUAGAGGAGUAGGAUAUGAGUGGAUAUUAUUGGUUAGGGGCUGCAUUUCUUUGCUGGUGCCAGAUGCCUUCUAGUAUCUGUGCCUAACACUCCUACCCAGCCUCACUCUGAAGGAUAAAUUCCUGAAUGAUUUUCCCCCUCUGUCCAGACAUAAUUGUCAGGGUUUUCCCCCCAUUCCUUCAGUGGCCUACCAUAGGGUUUUAGCCCAAUGCAGAAGACAGUAUUAGACAAUGAGUGGAACCAGUUGGUCAGGGUCAUCCCUUAUUUCGAACUAUCCCCUUUCCACUGGCCUCUGUCCUUUGGAACCAAAAGGCUUUGAGAAAGCUAGAUGAAGGUCUGAACCAUAACAUUCCUGCAGAUUCUGGUGGCAGCAGGAUCAGAAUGGUUGAGAGAUGAUAUUCUUGAGACAGUCCCCUCCUCAUACCAAAGUCAUAAGUCCCUCCCUCCCCAGCUUCACUCUAUUCAUCUCCUGGUCCAUGUCAUGCUUCCUCACCCCCAAGACUUUGUACAUCUCCUAUACAUUAUCCUAAGCCACCUUUUUCAAAUCUGCCCUUUUACCUAUAGCUCCUGUGUCAUCACUGUGCUGAGAGCCCAAGAAAAGAACAGACACCCAAACAAUUUUCUCAGUCAUUUAUUUCAGGUGUUCUUAUAGGAUAAAAGUGAAGGUUUACCCAUUUGAAUGGGGCAGGGUUACCCCCAAUCUUGGAAUCUUUGUGGGGGAGGGGGAAGGGAAACAUUGUGUAUUUUCAUACUUUUUCAUUCCCCAGCCCCUCAGCAUCUCCCAAGGCUUAAUAAUGAUCCAGCAAUUUAAAAUCUGAUUCUCAUCAGCCCUUUACAAUGUGUUUUCUCUGUUGAUAAAGCCACUUGGCUGAUGGAGAUAGAUGACUGCCUAGCAUAAAGCAUUUCUGGUUAACCCACACUGGUUCUGAGGUAUGUGGGUACCUUGCUUGCCCUCUCCCCACCCAAGUGAUACCCUCAGCUUGCAUAUCAGCUCCCCGUUAGUGACUGGGGAUGAGGUUUAGUCAUCUUGAAGGAAUUAGCAGCCUCCAGCUUUGGGUAUUCAGUCCUUUCGUUGAGGAGGGAAUAAUGUAAAGGGACCAAGAUACUUUUUUCCCCUCUGUUCCUUAACCAGAUGCCUUGGUCCUUCCUUCAGCAAGGUACCCUAGCAGCUUUCCUCAGUUCCAGAGCACUUGGAUAAGAUAACUCCAAGGCAAGGGGACUGGGCAUCUAAGUUUCUUGUCUGUUCUGCCAAUACUCAAAGCUCUUAAUUCCUGAAGAGAGUGGACCUGUGUUCCCAUUCCUCUUCCCCUGGAAAAAAAGAACAAUGAAAACAAAACAUGAGAAGUAACUGAGGGCAGAUGGAUGGACAGCCACACUUAAAUUUUGUGUUAUGUUUUGGUUUGCCUCUGGUGUCCCUUCCCAUUAUCUAUUGCUAUUUUUGUGCAUUUCCCUUCCAUUUUCUUUCCCCUGUUUUACAAAGUGCCACCCCCUCCAUCCACUAAGAGUAGGGUGGAAUGGCAUUGGUGGAGCCUUUGGUCGUUUUGUAUGGUUGGAUUUAUAAAGUGACUUGAAAAACGA
Molecule: messenger RNA, 3032 nt
Organism: Vombatus ursinus (common wombat)
Lineage: Eukaryota; Metazoa; Chordata; Mammalia; Diprotodontia; Vombatidae
Product: pygopus homolog 2-like
Biological process (GO): kidney development; spermatid nucleus differentiation
Source: RefSeq, a predicted model, not a curated record